AUGAAGUGGAUGGUGGCGGCCUUGCUCUGCUUCCAGCUCCUGGAGGCAACAGUGGUCAAGUGACCCUUCUGCAAAGUCCGUCGGAAGAAAUUAAAGUCCAUCUGUGAAACCAUAAGGGAGAAGGGCUUACUGGAGGAGUUCCUGAAGACUCACACGUAUGACCCUAUCCAGAAGUACCACUUUAGUGACUUCAGUGUGACCUACAAGCCCAUGGCCUACAUGGAUGCUGCCUACUUUGGUGAGAUCAGCAUUGGGACUCCACCACAGAAUUUCCUGGUCCUUUUUGAUACUGGCUCUUCCAACCUGUGGGUGCUUGUGUACUGCCAGAGCCAGGCCUGCAGUGACUCAAUUUCCCAAAUCCUUUGACCCCACAACCACUUUGACCCCAGCCAGUCCUCCACCUACUCUACCAACGGACAGACUUUCUCCCUGCAGUAUGGCAGCAGCAGCCUCACCGGCUUCUUCGGCUACAACACUCUGACGGUGAAUGAUGUUACCUGUCCCAACCAGGAGUUUGGUCUGAAUGAGAAUGAGCUGGGCACCAAUUUUGUCUACACACAGUUUGAUGGCAUCACAGGCAUGGCCUACCCCGCCCUGGCCGUGGAUGGGGCCACCACAGCCCUGUGGGGCAUGCUGCAGGAGGAGGCCCUCACCAGCUCUAUCUUCAGCUUCUACCUUUCUAGUCAGGUCCUGGAAUCUUCUGGUCUAAGUCCACCAUUAGCUCCUAACAAGUUGUUAUCCUUACCACAAACACAAGCAAACACAGUUAUUUAUGUGGAUGGGCCUGGGAGCCAGGUGAACGAAGGGGCAGUCAUUUUUGGAGGUGCAGACCACAGCUUGUACCGGGGACAGAUCUACUGGGCCCCUGUCAUCCAGAUGCUCUACUGGCAGAUGGCACUGAGGAGUAAGUCUGUGGUGGGCAAGGCCUCCAGCUAGUGCUCCCAAGGCUGCCAGGCCAUCGUGGACACAGGCACAUAUCUGCUCACUGUGCCCCGGCAGUACAUGAGUGUCCUUCUGCAGGACACGAGGGCCCAGAAGGACCAGUAUGGAGGGUGUUUUCUUGUGAACUGUAACAACAUCCAGAACCUGCCCACCUUCACCUUCAUCAUCAGUGGUGUGCAGUUCCCUCUGCCACCCUACACCCUCAAUGAUGAUGGCUACUGCACUGUGGGAGUCGAGCCCACCUACCUGCCCUCCUAGAACGGCCAGCCCCUGUGGAUCCUCGGGGACAUCUUCCUUAGGUCCUACUAUUCCGUGUAUGACAUGGGCAAAAACAGAGCGGGCUUCGCCACUGCUGCCUAG
Molecule: messenger RNA, 1302 nt
Organism: Pteropus alecto (black flying fox)
Lineage: Eukaryota; Metazoa; Chordata; Mammalia; Chiroptera; Pteropodidae
Gene: PGC
Product: progastricsin
Biological process (GO): proteolysis
Molecular function (GO): aspartic-type endopeptidase activity
Source: RefSeq, a predicted model, not a curated record